UUUUAUCUUUCUUUUUCUUUUAAAAAUGGCUGCCUACGAACGUAUUGAAUUCGACGACUUGAAGACCUCUUUAGCUUCUUAUAUUGAUCUUGCCUCUUCUGCUCUGGGAUCUACCAUCGUGGCCGUGACAGAUGAAUUCUUUGCUCCUGCUACCAACAUGAUCAAUCCCGCUCCUCCCAUUCAUGCUCCCGGUCGCUUCAUUGACACCGGUGCUUGGAUGGACGGCUGGGAGAGUAAGCGUCACAAUCCCACUUAUGAUUGGGCUAUUAUCAAGUUGGGAUUUUCGGGAUCUUUCAAGGGUUUUGAUAUUGAUACACAUUAUUUCACUGGUAACCAAGCCCCUUUUGCAUCAGUGGAAGCCGCUUCUGUUCCUGAGGGAGAGGAUGCCGAAGCAGAGGAAGUGAAAUGGACCGAAAUUUUACCCAAGGUUGAAUUACCUCCUAGUCAACAUAACGUCUUUGUGUUGAAGGAUGAAACAGCAGUAUAUACCCAUCUUCGACUCAAUAACAUUCCUGAUGGAGGUAUUGCUCGUUUCCGUGCCUAUGGUAACGUAUCUCCUAUCUGGCCCGAGGAUAUCAACGCUGUCGUGGAUCUUGCAUUCUGUGGUAAUGGUGGCCGUGCAGUUGAAGUUUCCAAUCAACAUUAUACACCCGGAUCCAACAUUUUAUUGCCUGGUCGUGGACAAAACAUGGGAGAUGGCUGGGAGACAAAGCGAUCUCGUACACCAGGUCAUACUGACCAUGUUGUAGUGCGUCUCGGUGGUGAAGGUCAUAUUCUAAAGGCAGUUGUGGAUACUUCCAACUACUGUGGUAAUUACCCUCACAAGAUUAUCUUGCAAGCAACCAACAGCAAGGAUUUGGUGCCACAAACAGAAGAAUGGACUACCUUGAUUGAACCUGCAUCCACUGGACCUAAUGAUUUAUUCUAUUUUGAUUUACCUCAUACAGACAAAGUGUUUACACAUGCUAAAAUCGUCAUCGUACCUGAUGGAGGUAUUAAACGUCUCCGUUUAUUCGGUGUUCGUAAAGGAGGCGUGCUCCCCGCUCUUCCUCUUGACCUUGCAAAGUAAAAAAAUAAAUAAAUAAAUAAAACAAUCACCUUUAUUAUUAAAC
This is a messenger RNA of Mucor mucedo, 1112 nucleotides long. Its product is annotated as allantoicase. Bases 26 to 1069 code for a protein of 347 amino acids. The transcript has 5 exons. Gene Ontology annotation, molecular function: allantoicase activity. Lineage: Eukaryota; Fungi; Mucoromycota; Mucoromycetes; Mucorales; Mucoraceae. Gene Ontology annotation, biological process: allantoin catabolic process. The record is from RefSeq and is a predicted model, not a curated record.